Penicillium salamii is the source of this 1419-nucleotide messenger RNA. NCBI's taxonomy places the organism in Eukaryota, Fungi, Ascomycota, Eurotiomycetes, Eurotiales, Aspergillaceae. The record is from the annotation of a GenBank genome assembly.
AUGGAGUCCACAGACGCGACGACAAAGCAAGACCCCCGCGACAACAUGUUUCGGCCUCCCGUGAACCGUGCUAUGCGCACGCUCGAUCGGUCUUUUUUCCGAAAAACCAUACCCCUCUCCGCCGCCCGCGUUUUCAAGGCAAGCGACAUCUCAAAUGUCCGCAAAGCACUCGCCAAAAGCGAUCUGCUGGUGCUACCGCGCGUCAACUCCGUCCGUGAAGUCAAGGAACAAGAUGGUUCGGUUCUGAAGGCAUUGUUGCUGAAAGGAGAAAUCAACACAACAUGGUCGCCCACUAUGCAGGGGCUCGUUGAAAAGGGAACUGUGGCCGUUGCGCCUUAUGAUUUAACACUUGAAUACGACCAUUGGACGUACGCUGAUAUCAUUGCGUCCAUUCUACCUGAAGAUCUGAUGGAGGAGAUGCCCCAGGGUUUCACGCAGGUGGGACAUGUCUUGCACAUCAACCUUCGCGAGCGAUACCUCCCGUAUAAGCACAUUAUUGCCGAGAUCCUAAUGGAUAAGAAUGCAAGCAUUCGUACCGUCAUCAACAAGAUUGAAGAUGUCGGCUCACAGAGCGUUUUCCGCACCUUCCCAUUCGAACUACUGGCAGGCGAAAACGAUCUGAACGUAGUCCAGCACGAGCAGGACUGUGAGUUCCACUUUGACUACGCCCGCGUCUAUUGGAACAGUCGCCUGGAGACCGAGCACCGCCGACUAGUCGAGAAGUUCCGCCCGAGCGAGAUGGUCUGCGACGUGAUGGCUGGCGUCGGUCCCUUCGCUGUGCCGGCGGGCAAGAAGAAGAUCUUUGUCUGGGGUAAUGAUCUCAACCCCCAUGGGUAUGAAGUGAUGCAAGAUGCCGUUGUGCGUAAUAAGGUGCAAGACUUCGUCACCCCUUCCAACAUGGACGGCCGCGAGUUCAUCCGAACCUCGGGCCAGAAACUGCUGGACGCUGAGCCUCUCACAGUCAGUAUUGGACCCAAGAUCCGCAGGGAUAAGAAGCGCAAGAUCGAUGCGGGCGAGGAGAAGCCUCUACCCCCGCCUCAGACCUUUACCCGCCCCAACGUUGUCGACCACUAUGUGAUGAACCUACCGGCUACAGCCAUUGAAUUCCUUGACGCAUUCCCUGGACUGUAUGCUGAAAAGGAGGAGCUAUUUACCCCUGCCUCGGGCCAAAAAUUGCCCAUGAUUCACGUGUACUGUUUCUCCGGCCACUCUGAAAAUGAGGUCGAUGAUCACAUCGAUAUCUGCGAGAGAGUCUCCGAGCGCAUUGGAUACAAGAUCACGGUCGAUGACUGUGUGGGUGGCAGCGGUGACCAAGAUAUCGAGCUCGCCAUCCAUAAUGUCAGACUGGUUAGCCCCAAGAAGCAGAUGUUCUGCGCCAGUUUCCGCCUGCCGCGCGAUGUCGCAUUCAGAAAAGUAUAG